This is a messenger RNA of Polychytrium aggregatum, 1561 nucleotides long. Its product is annotated as glycoside hydrolase superfamily. The transcript is spliced from 5 exons. Gene Ontology annotation, cellular component: extracellular region. Gene Ontology annotation, molecular function: chitinase activity. The record is from RefSeq and is a predicted model, not a curated record. Lineage: Eukaryota; Fungi; Chytridiomycota; Chytridiomycetes; Polychytriales. The coding region runs from base 68 to 1393 and encodes 441 amino acids. Gene Ontology annotation, biological process: carbohydrate metabolic process.
CGCUCGUCCGCCCGUCUCUCGGCUUUCUUCCCCCUUCCUGCUGCCUCUGCCCUCUGUCGCCUCGGCCAUGCUGUCGCUUUCCAAGCUCGCUCCUGUUUCGCUCCUGCUCGCCGCCCUGUCCUCGGCCUCGGUCUCCGCCCAGACCUGCACCGACGGAUACUCGUGCGAUGCCUCGGGCGUCUCGCCCAACAUCAAGUGGUGCGCCGGCGGCACGGUCUACAACUUUGUCUGCUCUGCCGGCACGGUCUGCGUCCAAAACGGAUCGUCGGUCUAUUGCGGAUUCCCCUCCGUCCAGACAACUGCUGCUUCGCCCAAGGUUACCACCACUUCCACCACGACUACCGCCCGACCCACCACCACCUCUACCCCUGUCAAGACCACCACCACUACAAAGCCCACCACCACCACUACUACUACCACUACUACUACCACCACCCCUGCCAGAACCACCACAACCACCACUACCUCGACUCCGUCGGCCUCGCCCAACCCCAAUCCCGGCAACUACACCCCUGUCGAUGUCCGCGGCCGCAUGGGCAAGCUCAACAUUGGCUACUGGGGCGCCAACGGCCAGUACGGCGAAAAGACUCUUCGCGACACCUGCGAUGAGAACAACUACGACGUCAUCAUGAUGGCCUUCCUUGAUGUGUACGGCCACGGCCAGGUUCCCCAGAUCCACAUCGACCACCCCAUCAGCUCCACUGCCGCUGACAUCAAGUACUGCCAGUCCAAGAACAUUGCCGUCAUCCUCUCGGCCGGCGGCGCCAAUGCCGGCGCUUCCAGUCUCGGCUCUGCUGCCGAUGCCUCCGACUUUGCCAACCGAUUGUGGAACACCUUCUUUGGCGGCAACGUCAACGACCCCUCCCGCCCCUUCGGCACCGCCGUCCUCGACGGCUUCGAUCUCGACAUUGAGAACAACGCCCCGGCCAACUACGACGUCUUUGCCAAUGCCUUCCGUGCCGCCGGCGCCACAAAGGGCAAAUACUACCUCACCGCUGCUCCGCAGUGCUUCUACCCCGACAGCUCCGUUGGCCCUGCCCUCUCCAAUGCCGGCAGCCAGUUCGACUGGGUGGCCCCUCAGUUCUACCAGAACUGGUGUAGCGCUGACAACUACAAGUCUGGCGAUAUCUCUGAUAUCAACGCCCGCUUCAACUAUGCCCAGUGGGACCAAUUUGCCUCCCAGCAGGGCUUCAAGGUCGCCCUCGGCCUGCCUGCCUCGACGGUUGCUGGAUCUGGCUAUGUCGCCCCCGCUGGAGUGGCCAACAUUGUCAAGGAGAUCCGUGCCAAUGCUGGGGCCUCCUCUCGCUUCGCCGGCAUCAUGUUCUGGUCAACAGCCCAUGCCGACAACAACGGCAACUUUGGCGCCGCAACCAAGGCCAUCCUGCAGGCUUAAUCUUCUUGGCUCCGACUGGCUGUGGGUCGUAUCUGCGAUUCGUACCCUGCCUUCAUCGCCCUGGCGCCGCCUGCUAUAUCUCUCUCUAAACGAACCUCAGAAAAUAUGCACAACUAGCUUACCUUAAUAUAUAUUCCAAUAAAAAACGAGACACCCGUGUUUUUGACG